AUGGCGGUAGGAAGGGACUUAUUGGGAAAGAAAAACCACGUGAUAUCGAUAAUCGGAGAUGGAGCAAUGACAGCUGGACAGGCUUACGAGGCCAUCAACAAUGCCGGUUAUCUCGACUCGAAUCUCAUCAUAAUCUUGAACGAUAACAACCAAGUCUCCCUCCCCACGGCCACUGUUAACGGCCCUGCUCCGCCAGUCGGGGCUUUAAGCAAAGCCUUAACAAAGUUACAAUCUGCAAAAGGCACGGCAAAGAAAUUCGGAGAAAUUAAACCGGAGGGUAGCAUUUUCGAGCAGCUCGGGAUUUACUACAUUGGCCCUGUGGAUGGCCAUAACAUAGAAGAUCUCGUUCAUAUACUCGAAAAAGUUAAAGAUAUUCCGGCCAUGGGGCCCGUUUUGAUUCACGUUAUAACCGAGAAGGGAAAAGGAUACCCUCCGGCGCAAGCUUCACCCGACAAAAUGCACGGUGUUGUGAGGUUCGAUGCGAAAACCGGGAAACAGACGAAGCCUAAAUCGAGCACGCUUUCGUACACUCAAUAUUUCGCCGAGUCUUUAAUAGCCGAAGCUAAGGAAGAUGAAAAGAUAGUAGCUAUCCAUGCGGCUAUGGGAGGUGGGACCGGGCUUAAUUCUUUCGAAAAUAUUUUCCCGAAAAGGUGUUUCGAUGUGGGAAUAGCCGAGCAGCAUGCCGUGACUUUUGCUGCCGGUUUAGCGGCCGAGGGGCUCAAGCCGUUUUGCGCCAUCUACUCGUCUUUUUUGCAGAGAGGGUAUGAUCAGGUGGCGCAUGACGUGGACCUUCAGAAGCUUCCGGUGAGAUUUGUUGUGGACAGGGCGGGGCUUGUGGGGGCCGAUGGGCCCACUCAUUGUGGGGCCUUUGACACGACUUUCAUGGCCUGUUUGCCGAAUAUGGUGGUUAUGGGCCCGUCUGACGAGGCCCAACUCAUGCACAUGAUUGCGACUGCUGUGAGGAUUGAUGACCGGCCGAGCUGCAUUAGGUUUCCGAGAGGGAAUGGUGUGGGAGUGACUCUUCCAUUUAACAACAAAGGGACUCCUAUGGAGGUUGGUAAGGGGAGAGUUUUACGGGAGGGGAGUCGAGUGGCGAUAUUGGGUUUUGGAACGAUAGUACAGAGUUGUUUGGAAGCUGCUGAGAUUCUUAAGGGAGUAGGGAUGCUUGUGAGUGUGGCUGAUGCAAGAUUUUGCAAGCCUCUUGAUGGGGAUUUGAUUAGGAAGCUUGCUAAGGAGCAUGAGAUUCUAAUCACUGUUGAGGAAGGCUCUGUUGGGGGAUUUAGUGCACAUGUUUCACAUUUCUUGUGCUUGAAUGGCUUGCUUGAUGGCAAUCUUAAGUGGAGGCCCAUGGUGCUGCCUGACAGAUAUAUAGAGCAUGGGGCCCAAAGUGAACAGAUAGAGGAAGCUGGGCUAAGCCCAAAACAUAUUGCUGGUACUGUUUUGUCACUAGUUGGUGAAGCCCAGGAUAGCUUCCACUUGCUCAAUUUGUAAAUUAUGCCAAAUGGACCCAAUUACAGAUGUAGUGUGUGUAUUUCUUUACUUGAAAGAAAUUAAGGCAGCAAUUUUUGUUUAA
This is a messenger RNA of Striga asiatica, 1573 nucleotides long. The record is from the annotation of a GenBank genome assembly. Lineage: Eukaryota; Viridiplantae; Streptophyta; Magnoliopsida; Lamiales; Orobanchaceae.